Lodderomyces pseudojiufengensis is the source of this 1101-nucleotide messenger RNA. RefSeq lists its product as uncharacterized. NCBI's taxonomy places the organism in Eukaryota, Fungi, Ascomycota, Pichiomycetes, Serinales, Debaryomycetaceae. The transcript has a single exon. The record is from RefSeq and is a predicted model, not a curated record. The coding region runs from base 1 to 1101 and encodes 366 amino acids. Gene Ontology annotation, molecular function: protein binding.
AUGAGAUUAUUUGGUUUAAGAUCUCAUCAAUCUCCUAUUACUUAUAUUUUACCUAUCAAUUCAAAUACAAUCUAUACAUCAGAUCAAAAUGGUUUUAUCAUAAAAUGGGAUUUAUCAAUUAAAAGACCAAUUUUAAAAUGGAAAGCUCAUAAUGAUUCAAUAUUAACUUUAAUUAAUUUCCAAAAUAAAUAUUUAAUAAGUCAUUCAAGAGAUUCUACUAUAAAAAUAUGGUUAAAUGAUAAGUGUGAAUUUGAAUUUCCUUCAAAUAGUUUAAAUUUUUCAAAUAUUUUAUUAUAUGAUGAUCAAUAUUUAAUAACUCCUGCAACUAUUGAUUCAAAUAAUUUAGAUAUUUAUAGAAUACAACUAGAUUCAGAUAGUGAAUGGCAAUUAACUAGAGUUGUUACCAAUUUUUCUUGUUAUCAACUUUCAAAUAAAAAUGAAAUUUUAUCAGAUGAAGAUUCAAUGAAAGGUCGUAAAGAUUUUGGAAUAAUUAUGAAAUUUUAUUUACUUAAUUCAAUUAUUUAUAUUGGAUUUGAAUCAGGUGAUAUAAUUGGGUUGAAAAUGAUAUUACCAGAUUCAAAGAUUUUGAGGGAAUCAAAUUCAACAACUAUAAUUAAUAAAGAUUUAAAAUUAGAAUUAGUAUAUCAUAAUUCAACUCAUUCACCAAAUCCAGUAAUAUCAUUAUCAUCAACUGAUAACUACUUGGUUUCUGGAUCAACAGGUAAAAAAUUAAUAAUUCAUAAAUCUCCAAUUGAAAUUUUAAAAUUUUCAAAUUCAGGUAUUCAAUCAAUAUUGUCUUUUAAUAAUCAAUUAAUAAUUGGAUUUUGGAAUGGUUUAAUUGAAUAUGGAAAUGAAAUAAUUGAAAGAAAUUUACCACAAUUGAAAAAUGAAGAAUUAACGACUACACCUACUAGUGAUGUUCCAUUAAAGACUAAUAUUAAACUUACAUUUAUGAGUUUACUAAUCGUUGAAAAUGAAUCUGAAGAAAUUGAAGACGAUAAAAAGAAGAAAUAUUCUUCUAUGAUUAAACGUAGGCAACAAAAUAAUAUUUUAUUUGUUGGGUAUGAAGAUGGUUCCAUCUUAGCUUAUGCAAUAAAGUGA